UAAAAUAAUUGCAUUUCGAUGUUCUGUUGGAGACCAGAUAUAGUGAAUGCAGAGUCCGGAGAUAGCGGAUAUAGUGAAUGCAGGGUCCGGGGAUAGCGGAUAUAGUGAAUGCAGGGGUCCGGGGAGACCAGAUAUAGUGAAUGCGGGGUCCGGGGAGACCAGAUAUAGUGAAUUCAGGGUCCGGGGAGACCAGAUAUAGCGAAUGCAGGGUCUGGGGAGACCAGAUAUAGUGAAUGCAGGGUCCGGGGAGACCAAAUAUAGUGAAUGCAGGGUCGGGGAGACCAGAUAUAGUGAAUGCAGGGUCC
Staurois parvus is the source of this 305-nucleotide messenger RNA. NCBI's taxonomy places the organism in Eukaryota, Metazoa, Chordata, Amphibia, Anura, Ranidae. The record is from the annotation of a GenBank genome assembly.